This is a messenger RNA of Eremothecium cymbalariae DBVPG#7215, 1272 nucleotides long. It is a transcript of the gene ARG8, whose product is annotated as acetylornithine transaminase. Gene Ontology annotation, biological process: arginine metabolic process. The record is from RefSeq and is a predicted model, not a curated record. Bases 1 to 1272 code for a protein of 423 amino acids. The transcript has a single exon. NCBI's taxonomy places the organism in Eukaryota, Fungi, Ascomycota, Saccharomycetes, Saccharomycetales, Saccharomycetaceae. Gene Ontology annotation, cellular component: mitochondrial matrix. Gene Ontology annotation, molecular function: identical protein binding; transaminase activity; pyridoxal phosphate binding.
AUGCUACAGUCGAGAAGAUUUUUUAGAUCAUCAUCAAGCAACCUAAAUUCAGUUGGUAAAAUGAUGGGUUUUGAAGCGAACAUUUAUGCAAAGCCUCAUGAUUUGAUUCUAACAAGAGGGGCCAAUUCUAUUUUAUAUGAUGAUAUCAAUAAUAAGCAGUACAUUGAUUUCACAUCUGGCAUUGCGGUAGCAUCUUUGGGACAUGCUAAUCCCAAGAUAGCUGAAGUUAUUCAAAAGCAAUCCACGAAAUUACUUCAUACUAGCAAUUUGUUUAACAAUAUUGAAGGUUUACAGUUAUGCCAAAGUCUUAUUGAAACUACCAAACAGUUUGGCGGCCAGCAUGAUGCUUCGGCUGUUUACUUAUGCAAUUCUGGUACUGAAGCUAACGAGGCAGCUUUGAAAUUUGCAAAGAAAUAUGGUGUUCAAAUAAACCCAAACAAACAUGGUAUUCUGGCAUUUGAGCAGUCUUUUCAUGGGCGUACCAUGGGUUCGUUAUCUGUUACCAGUAACCCCAAGUAUAGGCUUCAAUUUGGUUCAGGAGUUCCCAAUACCACUUUCCUGGAUAUUUCUGAUGACUUAUCAACAAUUGAAUCUUUUAUUUCUGAAAACGCAUCACAGUUCGCCGCACUAAUCGUGGAACCAGUUCAGGGAGAAGGCGGUGUGCUUCCACUUCCAGCCGAAAAACUAAUUUCAAUCAAACGUGUUUGUGUAGAGAAUGAUAUUCUUGUUAUUUAUGAUGAAAUCCAAUGUGGUAUCGGACGCACUGGUAAACUAUGGGCUCAUUCAUAUCUUCCAAAAGAAGCACAUCCUGAUUUGUUCACUACAGCUAAAGCACUCGGAAAUGGGUAUCCGAUUGGAGCUACUAUUAUGAAUUCUAAAGUCAAUUCAGUUUUAAAAGUGGGAGAUCACGGCUGUACCUACGGAGGUAAUCCGAUGGCCUCUGCAAUUGCCUGCUCGGUUUUGUCGACCAUUGCAAAUGAUCAAUUUUUGAAUGAAGUUGGGAAGAAAGCGCAGGUCUUCGUUACUGAACUCAGAAGAUUGCAAAAUAAAUAUCCGGUAAUUCGGGACGUCAGAGGCAGGGGAUUGUUUAUCGGCGUAGAGUUUCAAGACAACCCAGCGGAGCUGAUUAAAGUAGCUCGUAAGAAUGGUCUACUAGUUGUUGGAGCUUCCAGAAACACGAUUAGGAUUGUUCCUCCGUUGACAGUUGAAAACAGUGUGAUCGACGCUGGUCUAGAAAUUCUUGAGAAAUCCAUUAGAGAAAUAUAUUUAUGA